Bufo bufo (common toad) is the source of this 1343-nucleotide messenger RNA. It is a transcript of the gene L2HGDH, whose product is annotated as L-2-hydroxyglutarate dehydrogenase. Gene Ontology annotation, molecular function: (S)-2-hydroxy-acid oxidase activity; (S)-2-hydroxyglutarate dehydrogenase activity. Bases 205 to 1050 code for a protein of 281 amino acids. The transcript is spliced from 8 exons. NCBI's taxonomy places the organism in Eukaryota, Metazoa, Chordata, Amphibia, Anura, Bufonidae. The record is from RefSeq and is a predicted model, not a curated record.
CGAGGGGCCGCCCUUCUCUAUGGAUACUGUGACCUUAAAAGAAUCCCAUACAAGCAGUGUGGCAAGUUGAUAGUAGCAGUACAGCACCAGGAGAUCCCAAGAUUACAAGCCUUGUAUGAGAGAGGGCUGCAGAACAAUGUGCCAGGUCUCCGAAUCAUCAGUGCUAAAGAAAUCAGGGAGAAAGAGCCCUACUGCAAGGGUAUAAUGGCGCUGGACUCUCCAUGCACAGGAAUAGUAGAUUACCGGCAAAUAGCUCAAUCCUACAGCAAUGAUUUCCGUGAUGCCGGAGGAAGCGUCCUAACAGGAUUUGAAGUGUCUGAUAUAAACAUGGUGAAUGAGAGCCCAGCAGGAUCAGAGCAAGGCCUGGAAUAUCCGGUUGUAAUCAGGAACACAAAGGGAGAAGCCGUUCGCUGUAAGUACGUGCUGACCUGUGCUGGUCUCUUCUCAGACCGAUUGUCCCAGAUCAGCGGAUGUAGCUCAGAACCUCGCAUCGUUCCUUUCCGGGGAGAUUACUUGGUGCUGAAGCCGGAAAAGUGCUAUCUGGUUAAAGGGAACAUUUACCCAGUUCCAGAUCCACGCUUCCCGUUUCUCGGAGUUCACUUUACGCCACGCAUGGACGGGAAUGUUUGGCUUGGUCCAAAUGCCGUGUUAGCUUUUAAAAGAGAAGGCUACAGACUGUGUGAUUUUAAUGCCAGAGAUUUUGGAGAAGCCGUUACGUACAGUGGCCUUCGUAAACUGGUUCUGAAGAAUCUGGUUUAUGGGAUGGGGGAGAUGUACCGAGCGGUGUUUCUGCGAGCGCAGCUGAAGGAAUUGCAGAAGUUCAUCCCGGAGCUGUCUAUUAAUGACCUUCUCAGGGGACCCUCUGGAGUCCGGGCUCAGGCCCUGGAUAGGGACGGUAACCUGGUAGAUGAUUUUGUCUUUGACGGAGGUGUUGGAGACAUCGGGAGCCGUGUUCUACAUGUGAGGAACGCCCCAUCCCCAGCUGCGACCUCAUCCCUGGCCAUCGCGGAGAUGAUCGCCUCUGAAGUGGAAGAGCGGUUCAGCCUCUGACGGGGCCUCGUCUCUGACUGUGGACCGGAUCGGCUGUCCCCGAAUGAACUAGAACUUCCCGCUCCUUGUUCAGAAGCUCGGCCUUCUCUCCUGCUUGGCCCGUGUGAAUCCUCCUGAGCAGAAUGAGUCCGAUUUACUGUAUAGAACAAGAUUGGAGGCGUUCGGAUGAGGCGCCUCUGCCGACACCUGGACUCAGAUCGUGUCUCCUUCUAUCACCCGGGCCUCUUCAUUCUGCUGUGAAUUUUACCUUUUGCAAUGAAUAAGGUGAAAUCUGAUCAAAAAUCCACCCUGGA